Molecule: messenger RNA, 1240 nt
Organism: Trematomus bernacchii (emerald rockcod)
Lineage: Eukaryota; Metazoa; Chordata; Actinopteri; Perciformes; Nototheniidae
Product: multicilin
Exons: 7
Coding region: 1-1068 (355 amino acids)
Biological process (GO): negative regulation of DNA replication; negative regulation of cell cycle
Cellular component (GO): nucleus
Source: RefSeq, a predicted model, not a curated record
AUGCAAAGAGACAUGAAGGUGUUCGGUGCUGGGUGCCCAAACCAAAUGAGCCAACAGGGGAGGAGGGCAGCAGGAAACAGAAAGGAUAAGAUGGUGCCAAGAAGCAGCAGUCCAAUCAAUGUGUACGUCGAGCUCCCCUGCAUGAUUGAACAAGCUUUAUCCACAAUUGCAUGGAAUGAUUUGGAAGACUGUGCGUCUGUGGUGAGACGGCAGAGUGACUCCCUCUGCUCUCAGGUAAAUGAAUCUGAUGCAGAUGACCAAGAUUUUGGAGAUUAUGCACUGGAUUUCAUGGCAGAUUCUCCUGCCACGCUGGAGAGCAAUCUGUCUCCAGCUGAACUGGUGCCAUUUCAGGGAUGUGUCAUACCUCUCCUCACCCCUCAGCAGUAUUUCUCUCCAGAGGACAGUCUGAGCCACUCUUUCACAGAAGCGAGCGACCCAUCUGUCCAAUAUGGAGCUCCCUGGCAAGGCAUCGCCCAGUGCCAAGGCAGGGCGUUCGGAGACUCUAUGGAAGUCAACAAUCAGCUCCACGAGACUCUACACCGGCAACAAGAAGAGAUUGACUGCCUUCAGGAGAGAAACCUUCACCUCAGACAGCUGGCCAGCCGAGCUAAGCACCUGGCCUCAGUGCUUGAGAAACUGAUGACAGUCAGGGACCAAAGAGAACAAGUCAUACCUUGUGGUGAUAAAACUACACUGAGUCCCUGUAAGCGUCAACGACUGGAUGAAGGAUAUGACACAGAGUCUUCUGACACAGUGGAGGACAUGCUGAGGGACGUCAGCACACGCUGCAAUGCCGUCCUGCACAACGCUGCUACUGGAACAAGACUGCCACAGGAAUCAGAGACAAUACGCAUGUUUGGUGCAUUCUCAGGCCUAAAGACUUCUAUAUCAAAAGACAAUAGCAUGACGAUGGAUGCAUCAGAGCUUCAAGAGAGUGUCUCAUCCUUCAGAACGUCUGUGAGAGAACACAGCACCAUAAGGACUCAGGUGUUUCCUCAUGGACGUGCUUUCACUUCGAGGACUCAGCAAGGAGGAUAUCGGUUCCGCUGGCUUCCCAACGACAGCUGAAAUGAUGGUUAAAAGAUAUAAAAUGACAUCCAUUAAUGUUUCUAAUUAGUGAUGGAAGGAAGUGUGGGUGGCAGUUACUGUUAAUGCCUAACUUAUAAUCUAUAGGGAGAUCUGUAAAUGAUUCAAUGUCUUUCUCAGGUAGCCUGUAAGCCAAUCAGUCAGCUGCUGCCUG